AGAAGGUAUGGCGGAAGCUGUCAGCUCAAGCAGGGACUGCCUUCAAGCAGGUGAGUCCUGUACAAACGACCCCAUCUGCAGUGCCAAAUUCAGGACCCUCCGGCAAUGCAUCGCCGGCAAUGGAGCCAACAAGCUGGGCCCCGAUGCCAAGAACCAGUGCCGGAGCACUGUGACGGCCCUGCUCUCCAGCCAGCUGUAUGGCUGCAAGUGCAAACGAGGCAUGAAGAAGGAGAAGCACUGCUUGAGCGUCUACUGGAGCAUCCACCACACAUUGAUGGAAGGCAUGAAUAUACUGGAGAGUUCCCCUUAUGAGCCGUUCAUCAGAGGCUUUGAUUACGUCCGUCUGGCAUCAAUCACUGCAGGGUCUGAGAAUGAAGUGACCCAGGUGAACCGGUGCCUGGACGCUGCCAAAGCCUGCAAUGUGGAUGAGACAUGCCAGCGGCUGCGGACAGAGUACGUCUCCUUCUGCAUUCGACGCCUGGCCCGGGCCGACACCUGCAACCGUUCCAAGUGCCACAAGGCCCUGCGCAAGUUCUUUGACCGUGUGCCACCAGAGUACACGCACGAGCUGCUCUUCUGUCCUUGCGACGACACAGCCUGUGCCGAACGCCGGCGGCAGACCAUCGUACCUGCCUGCUCCUAUGAGUCCAAGGAGAAGCCCAACUGCCUGGCACCUCUGGAUGCCUGCCGGGAAAACUACGUCUGCAGGUCACGCUAUGCGGAGUUCCAGUUCAAUUGCCAGCCAUCGCCGCAGGCUGCGAGCGGCUGCCGGAGGGAGAGCUAUGCUGCCUGUCUGCUGGCGUACACAGGGAUCAUAGGCAGCCCCAUCACACCCAACUACAUUGACAACUCAACUUCCAGCAUAGCUCCCUGGUGCACGUGCAAUGCCAGCGGGAACCGGCAGGAAGAGUGCGAGAGCUUUCUGCACCUCUUCACCGACAAUAUCUGUCUCCAAAAUGCCAUUCUGGCCUUUGGCAAUGGGACCUACCUGAAUGCAGCCAUGGCCCCAUCCAUCCCCCCCACCACACAGAUGUACAAGCAGGAGCGAAAUGCCAACAGAGCCGUGGCGACCCUCAGAGAGAACAUCUUCGAGCACCUCCAGCCCACCAAGGUGGCCGGAGAGGAGAGGCUCCUGCAGGGCUCCACUCGUCUGUCGUCAGGGACCUCCAGCCCAGCAGCUUCCUCGCCCUGGGCAGCCUCCCCGCUGCAGAUGUGGCUUCUUCCCGCUCUUGCAGUGCUGAGCCUCUUUGUGAUGUGA
This is a messenger RNA of Eurypyga helias (sunbittern), 1258 nucleotides long. RefSeq names its product GDNF family receptor alpha-4. Gene Ontology annotation, cellular component: signaling receptor complex; external side of plasma membrane. The record is from RefSeq and is a predicted model, not a curated record. NCBI's taxonomy places the organism in Eukaryota, Metazoa, Chordata, Aves, Eurypygiformes, Eurypygidae. Gene Ontology annotation, molecular function: glial cell-derived neurotrophic factor receptor activity. Bases 8 to 1258 code for a protein of 416 amino acids. The transcript has 7 exons. Gene Ontology annotation, biological process: nervous system development.